CUGUCCGGUAUUAGAGCUGGUCAGAAUGAGAAGCGCGAGACUCCUGGCAAGGCGCACGCUGAGCGUGUCCUACGCGCAGCGGCAGGUGCACACGCAGCAGAAGCCCGCGCCCGCAGUGGGCAUCAUCGGUGCGCCUUUCAACAAGGGACAGCCCAGAGACGGAGUGGAGAUGGGACCGGGUGUGAUCCGGCAAGCGGGAGUGGUGGACAAACUCAAGGCUCUAGGUUGCGUAGUGAAGGAUUAUGGAGAUUUGGAUUUUCCACCGGUGCCGAACGACCCUCCAGUGAGCGGGGCGAAGAACCCCUUGGCGGUGGGUGGAGCCAAUUUUACCCUGUCAAAGAAAGUGCAGUUGGCAAAGAUGGAUGGGAACAUCAGUGUGAUGCUCGGUGGAGACCACAGUUUGGGGAUCGGAUCCAUUGCUGGGCACACAAAAGCAGUGGGCGAAGUGGCCGUGGUGUGGGUCGACGCUCACUCUGACAUCAACACGCCACUGACAUCAACCACUGGAAACAUGCAUGGCCAACCCAUCUCCUUCCUGAUCCAUGAGCUGCAUGCUAAGGUUCCAGCUCUGCCAGGCUUUGAGUGGCUCAAACCGUGUCUUUUGUCCAAAAAUCUGGUGUACAUCGGUCUGAGAGAUGUGGAUCCUGGAGAGCACUGCAUGCUGAAGUGGCUGGGCGUGAAGGCAUACUCCAUGACCGAGAUUGAUCAACUCGGCAUUGCCAAAGUGAUGGAAGAGACGUGCGACUACGUCUGUGAUAAACUAAAGAAACCAAUUCACAUGAGCUAUGACGUUGAUGCCAUUGACCCCACUGUUACCCCGGCAACCGGAACACCUGUGGUUGGAGGUUUGACCUACAGGGACGGGAUCUACAUCACCGAAGUCAUUCACCAAACUGGUCAGCUCUCUGCACUGGACGUGGUGGAGGUGAACCCUAAGAAGAUCCAGAACGAGGAUGGCAUCAAGUCCACUGUUAACACAGCCGUCGACGUGGUGCUUGGCUGUUUUGGACGUCAGCGUGAAGGAAACCACCCGCCUGACUAUGUGAUACCCGAGCCAGCCGCGCCGCUCUCAGGUUCUUCUCGUUGAUGCAAAACCGCUUAGAUCGUUAGCCUGACUACAAAUCAGUUUUUAAUCUUCUGCUCAUUAGCACAAAUAUUUUAAGUUGCGGAGGUGGGGGGGUGUUGAAUCACAUUACAUAGAAUUCCUGCUAUGCUGCUUUUUUUAAUGCAUCCAGACUGUGAAGAGAUGGUAUUUGGGAGAGGUUCAGCAUUUGGUCAUGAAAAAGUGAAGCCAAAGGUUAAAAAUUUUGUCAGGUGACAUAAUUUGAAAGCAGACUGCAGUUAAUAAGGGGGCAGAGCCAGAAAGGUGAUGGAAUGCAGCUGGGUUAGUGUUUCAGGCUUAAAUGUAAAUGUGAUGUUGACUCCCAGCAGACACAUUAGUGAUCUGUCUGUUUUUAAACCGUCAGAGUAUCUGUAUGUUUUACGGCGGAAUCUGACAUACAGCGGCGGGGUUGAAUAACCUCAUUCCAGUCAGCCACUAAAGGGCGUCAGCAGUGUUUUGGCUCCACUUUUUUACCUUUCUGUGCAGUAAACUGAUUCAAUGUGAAGCAACAUUAUCACUCGGUCUUCCUGUGUUCACCAAGUCAGUUUAUCUGCUUUUACAAAUGCAGACUUUCAGCCAAUAAUCAGGAAAAAAAAAGUUUAAUUCAAAAUAACUAAGCAAAAAUAAUAAUAAUAAAUGCAAUGUAUCACCAAGCAAAAAGCUAUUGUGCCUUUCAGAGUGAAUGAGAGUUUUUGUUUUGUACAAACUGUCUGUGACCUGAAGUCACCCAGCGUGGGUUUGAUGACCUAAUGUGCACUGAUCUCCAACUGCAGAUUUACUUUUUUUUUUUAAGCACUUUCAUGUAGAAUUUCAACAGUUUAUUAAAACCAUUCCAAGUGUUUGAAAUUGUAUUCUCUCCAGCGUGCUGCCUUCAGGUGCUCUUCACGCAAGUUUAUGCACUGAUUCUGCCUCUUUUUCUCCCAGUGGUCUGAAUACUGAGUUUGUGGAAUGUUCAAAUCUGAGGUUUGAGCUCGAGCGAGUGGUGCUUUAGUUACUAACAUUCACGUCAGCCUGCUAUUGUACUGAAUAACAGUGAUUUCUGACGAUUCCUGCAUUUGAAUGCAGCAGCACUAAAACAUACAGCUUUAAAAAAAUAAAGAUUUUUAAUGUUCA
Molecule: messenger RNA, 2215 nt
Organism: Thalassophryne amazonica
Lineage: Eukaryota; Metazoa; Chordata; Actinopteri; Batrachoidiformes; Batrachoididae
Product: arginase-1-like
Exons: 8
Coding region: 26-1087 (353 amino acids)
Cellular component (GO): nucleus; cytosol; cytoplasm
Molecular function (GO): manganese ion binding; arginase activity
Source: RefSeq, a predicted model, not a curated record